UUAAACCAGUUUAGUGAUGAUUAAUCAUUAGUAGGGAAGAAGGAAAAAGUCUUUCAUACAGCUGCAAGAAUCGAAUUUUUGGACUUUAGCACAUCGAAAAGAUCUUGAAAAAAUCAUUUAUUCACUAGUAAUAAGAAACGAGUGGAAUUUAAAUAAAGUUUGUUUAGAUUUUGAAAACUUAUAAGUGAUUAAAAAUGAAAAUUGGUUGUAAUUUCAACACGAGCUUCGAACAUAGUGAACCCGGCGAUUUCCUCAAGUCUCAAUGGCAGAAAAAAGAGAAAAGUGUUGUAUAUUUGAUAUACCGGUGGAUUAUUGCUGGCUUCUACACAUUCUCAGUUAUUGCAUCAAUUAUUACGUCAGCAAUGCGAGUUGAGCUGCCAUUCUACCUCAUUUAUCUUACUCAUUGGAAUUUAAUUUUUACGAUGCUUACAAUGUUGUUACAUGCUUAUUUGGUAACUUUACAUCAAACGGAUCGACUGAAAGUCGGUGACAAAAUGACAAGGGAUCUCAAAUUAUACUGGUUCCUGUCAACAACCAGCAAUGUGUAUGCGUUCUUAGUGUCGCUUAUUUAUUGGAAUAUAUUAUAUAAGACGGAACUAAACGUAAUUGAUAUGAACAACAUUAUUGUUCACGCAACAAACUCUUUAGUACUUAUCAUUGAUAUGGCUGGGGUUAAACACAUUGGAAGACUGGGAUUAUUUGUGUAUCCACUAUGUUGUGGACUUAUUUUCUUAUUCUUUACUUGGCUGUAUCCUUUCUUAGGCGGAAAAAAUCGACGAGGACACAAUUAUAUUUAUCCAAUUUUGGAUUGGAAGAAAAAACCCAUAACUGCAAUAUAUGCUGGCAUUGGCGUGACAAUCGGAGGUGUUAUUGUCCACUGUUCCGUAAUUAUUGUUCAUAAAAUCCGAGCUUACAUUCAUAAAAAAUGUGUCGCAACGAAAUAUGAAAUAACUGAAUUCAGCACACUAACCUGCUAAAUAAAUACUCCAAAGUCUUUUUCAAUGCACCAAAAGUCCUUAAAUCAGACGCCUUUGAUUGUCUUUUAUCAGCAGCUGAUCUUGAAAAUUCUUUCACGAAUUCUAUUCUCUCGAAAUAGUGUACUAAGUUGUUUUUCUUUCUUAAAUUGACUUCUGAGACAGGACACAUAGUCUCGCAUGUUCCCACAAUAUAAUUAUCUGAUGUCAUUAAAAAGAAAUAAAGUUACAUGUAAAGCAAAUAAAUAG
This is a messenger RNA of Clunio marinus, 1223 nucleotides long. Lineage: Eukaryota; Metazoa; Arthropoda; Insecta; Diptera; Chironomidae. The record is from the annotation of a GenBank genome assembly.